Coccomyxa subellipsoidea C-169 is the source of this 1356-nucleotide messenger RNA. RefSeq names its product HAD-like protein. The transcript is spliced from 10 exons. NCBI's taxonomy places the organism in Eukaryota, Viridiplantae, Chlorophyta, Trebouxiophyceae, Coccomyxaceae. The record is from RefSeq and is a predicted model, not a curated record. Gene Ontology annotation, molecular function: metalloendopeptidase activity. The coding region runs from base 1 to 1356 and encodes 451 amino acids. Gene Ontology annotation, biological process: rRNA processing.
AUGCUGGCAACGAGAGAAGCUCUCCGUUUUGAGGCCUACCAAGAAAUUGAAGACGCUGGAGAGGUAGGGCCUGCAGAGCUCUCGGUGGUGCUGUGCAGCGACAAGCACAUCACACAGCUGAACUCGGAGUGGCGGAACAAAGCCGAGCCCACAGAUGUGCUCUCCUUUGGCAUGGACAUGGACGCCUCUGACGGGUACCCAGUCCGGCUCCUCGGCGAUCUUGUCAUCUCCCUCGAUACAGCUGAACAACAGGCGCAGGAACGAGGGUAUGGCUUGUUGGAUGAGUGCCGGGUGCUGUUGGUGCACGGACUGCUGCACCUGCUGGGGUAUGACCAUGAGAUCGGCGUGGAAGAGGCAACGGCCAUGGCCGCAGCCGAGCGCCACAUUCUGGACACUCUUGGCUGGAAGGGAGAAGGUUUGAUAGCGGCAGCCGAGAGCUCAAGUGCAACGGAUGGGAUCAGCAGAGAGGAAGCUGAUGACGUCAUAAGCAGGGGUAUAAGCAGGCAAGGCGACAGUGACGUGGAGGCUUCAACAUCAUACAGCAUGGAAUCUGGCACCAGAACGCUGCUGGAUGCGCGCAGCAAGGUGCUGCCCUCCUCUGUGCAGGCGCUGCGAGCUGCAAUUAAUGCAGGCGUUAGGAUCUGUCUGGCCACCGGCAAAGCGCGGCCCGCAGCCAUUGCUGCCAUGCAGCCUGUCGGACUCGCGGGUGAAGGCUUGGUAGUGUCGUCCAAGGGUCCAGGCAUCUUCCUGCAAGGACUGGCUGUGCAUGGGAAGGACGGAGCGCUCUUACCCGGAGAGGAUUUGCCGGGAUCUAUCGUGCAGUCAGCUUUCCAGUAUUCGGUGGAAAGGGGUGUGCCGCUCUGUGCCUUUCUGGGAGACACCUGUGCGACUUUGCGCAUGACUGACGAGCUCCAGGACCUUCAUCAGACAUACUAUGAGCCUCUCGCCCGGGUGGCGUCCUCUCUGGAUGAGAUCCUUGCAGGGCCGCCAGUCAAGAAGCUCCUCUUCAUGACUGAUCCAAGCAUUGUGGACCGGCAGCUGCGACCUCAUUGGGAGGCAGCGCUGGAGGGCAGAGGGGCAGAGGUGAUGCAAGCAGUCCCCACAAUGUUGGAGCUUGUGCCCAGGGGAGUCAACAAGUGGGUGGGGCUACAAGCGCUGCUUUUGGACCUGGAUCUCCCCAGAGAGGCUGUGAUGGCCAUUGGGGACGGCGGCAAUGACCUUCACAUCGUUGCCAAUGCCGGCCUUGGUGUUGCCAUGGGCAACGCUAUGCCCGUGGUGAAGGAGGCUGCGGCGGUGGUAGUGGCAAACAAUGAUGAGGAUGGCGUAGCAGAGGCAAUCGAGCGCUUUGUGUUGUGA